AUGCCCCAAGCGUACGGUCCCAACGUCAACGGCUACGCAGGUUACGCCUACCCUAUACUCUCGCCACCGAAACCUAAGCCAGCAGUGAAACCUGUCAAUGUCUUUUCUGAUGAUGGUUCUUUCCUAGACCGCAUCCGACGCAGCAUGAAGGAAGAAGACGAAAAGCGUAAACGUGAGGAGGAUCUCGAAAGAAAGAGAAACUUCGAUAACCGUUUUAGGAAUCGAGGGAAACGACCACUCCCAGCUACAGACUCGACUUCUGCAAAACCGCCUACAAAGAAACAGAGGUCUGACAAUACUUCAGUAAAGACUGAAUACCAGAAGCUUGUCGAGGACCAUUCCAAACGUAAUCUCAAAGGCGAUGGCGCUGGUGGGCACACACUCACUCGGUAGAUGCUGAAUGCGUUAUGAUUAUAGAAUCCAAGCUGAAUAUUGUUACCGCCUAAGUGAGUAUAUGAUGCUCUCCUCCCUACUCCUGUACUAAUGAUGUCCGCCGUUCGUAGUAUCAAUGUUUAGCUCCUUCCCUUUUGUCCAGCAUAACCGAAUAGAGGUUUGAUAGCUUGAAUUUCUGCAAAAAAAAAUGAAGAACGCUAUAAUACCCAUGUGGUGCAGCUGCAAUG
Molecule: messenger RNA, 620 nt
Organism: Guyanagaster necrorhizus
Lineage: Eukaryota; Fungi; Basidiomycota; Agaricomycetes; Agaricales; Physalacriaceae
Exons: 5
Coding region: 1-393 (130 amino acids)
Source: RefSeq, a predicted model, not a curated record